Messenger RNA from Penaeus indicus, 2286 nucleotides. RefSeq lists its product as uncharacterized. Bases 1 to 2286 code for a protein of 761 amino acids. The record is from RefSeq and is a predicted model, not a curated record. NCBI's taxonomy places the organism in Eukaryota, Metazoa, Arthropoda, Malacostraca, Decapoda, Penaeidae. The transcript has 7 exons.
AUGUUUCCAGAUAAGGUGGAAAUCCAGCUUCAUCAGAUCAAUUUCUUCCCCUCCGCAUUCAUCGAGGCUGAAUUAGGACCGGCAUGGGACAUUCCACUGGAAUAUGAACCCCCAUGUCGGCUGGCAAUCGUGGUGAAGUUCUCUGUCCAGGGGAACAGCGCGCCGGCCUGUGACUCGAACUCUCGAACUCAAAUUACCGUGUCUCUAUCCACUGUGUAUUUCAUAACUAUCGGCAUCGCGAGAUCGUCAGUACCUGCCCCAGUGCAUGUGCUGCAGUUGACAAGCCGAAGACCAAAGGUAGCACGCGGAAACUCACUUGGCGAGAUGGCGAACGAGAAUCACAGCGGUGGCAUGAAGAAGUGGUUCUAUCUCGCGAUAACGUUAGUAGCCUUGUCGUUGCCCUACUACUGGCAUUUGGGUGUUGCCUUCAGUAAAGGAGUGAAUUGGGUCGUCGGUGGCGGUGCAGCAGAGGCGGCAAAGGCCAAGACUACGGCGGCGGCGGCGGCGGCGGCGGCGCUCGGCCUCGACCAGCGGCGGAGGCUCGCGGCGGAGCUUCGGGAGGUGCAGAGCGAGGUGGCCAGACUCGCCGGCACCAAGGCAGUGGUAGACUCCAAGUGGGUUCUUCGUCUGGACUCACUUGCAGCCCAGUUAGACCCCAGGGACGCCUUGUCAAGACCCCACAAGGCCUGGGACUUCUCUGCUUGGCUUCCCAACACGCCGCGACCGAAUGCCAGUGCGCAGGGGGAGCGUCACGUGUGCGCGGAGGUGUAUUUGGGCAACAAGUACGACUGGCCUCUUUACCAGCAUGGGAUGGAGCAGGAACAGUGCACCGACGUCCCGCCCUUCAGCUCUGUCCUGACGGCGGUUCUCCCUGCGGAGUCUUGGCCAGACGACGUCCUCGAGUUGGUUCUUGCGCAGAUCAGGAAGCUCUAUGAGAUCCCCGUGGUCGUUCUGGUGCGGAAGGGAGGAAGCAGAGCGGCCAACGAGAGCCAGGUGAGCUUCGUAGAGAUGGACAGCGGAAUCUCGAACUCUGAGAAUCUCAACGCCGCUGUAUCAAAGGUUACCACGCCCUUCGUGUUGCUGGGGGAGUCGCUGGCGCACUUCAGCAACCAGUCGUCGUUGGAGCGCCUCGUGCGGGUGCUGGACGACCUGGACCACGUGCAGGUGGCCGGGGGCGCCGCCAGGGACACGCGCGGCCACUGGAGCCACGGCUGUCUGCAGCAGCACAUGGCCAACUACCAGGCCAAGUACACACUGGGCUACUACCACUCCAAGUACGAGUGCAUGUACUGCGACGACCUCCUCACCCCCUUCGUCACCAGAACCAAGCUGCUUCACUCGCUCGCCUUCAGUGCCGGUCUCAGCGGACAGGCUGUGUACCGAGACUGGUUCGCCAAGGUGCGCGGCGCAGGCCACCUGGCCGUGCUCUGCCCCGACGUCAUGUUCUUCCUCGGCGCCCACGUCAACAUGACGGCCGACGACUGGCUCCCCGUGGCCCGCCGCUGGUCCCUGGAGAGGGUGCAAGCCUUCGACGGCAGAGAACACGUCUUCAGCUGUGAGUCGGUGGGCAUCUCGUGCAAGAAUCCUUUGGGCAUCAUCAAAAGCUAUCUGUUGCCGCCGUGUUGCAUUGCAGAGAUGGAGGAGGUGAUUGGUUAUCUCGUCAGCUAUGCGGAGCAGAAUCACCUGGAUUACGAGCUGCACCUAGGCUCUGUCCUCGGAGCUAUAAAGCUGGGCCAGUACCUUCCUUGGGACUACGACACAGACAUUGUUGUCAACUGUCAUCAGUUUGAUGAAUGGUGGAAUAUUGAUGCAUACAUGAACAUUACAAGAAUAAAGUGCAGAAAAAAGAUGGUGUGGAAUGGUUAUAUGAAUAUCAUUUGUCCACACUUCUUUCUCGAAAUUAUCUGCCAUAAAGGGAGAAACAACAGCCGAGUCCAUCUUCCGGCCGAGUAUAGAGACAUCCCGACACAGGCCUUGUAUUCCGGCCGAUGGAUCAACGUCAGGAGCAACCCGGGACUCUACUGCAGGAACGCCAUGGGUCUGGAGGUUCUCCGCCACGCGGCGCACUGGAGGACGCUCAAGACGUCGGCGGAGGCGAAGGCCAGGGGUGGCUACGACAGCCCAGGGACCUGGAACAAGUCCUCAGACGACGAAGGAAACCUGCGCCUCAGUCAGGAGGGAGAUCGGGAGGACAUCGAUCUCUCUCCUACGGGUCCUGCUACUUUCGAAGACACAGUGCAGUCGCUGUCUCCUAUAGGUGUCUUCAGUUUUAGCUCAUCGAUUUAG